Molecule: messenger RNA, 2939 nt
Organism: Protobothrops mucrosquamatus (brown spotted pit viper)
Lineage: Eukaryota; Metazoa; Chordata; Lepidosauria; Squamata; Viperidae
Gene: DLGAP4
Product: DLG associated protein 4
Exons: 13
Coding region: 1-2931 (976 amino acids)
Biological process (GO): signaling
Cellular component (GO): postsynaptic specialization; glutamatergic synapse
Molecular function (GO): molecular adaptor activity
Source: RefSeq, a predicted model, not a curated record
AUGAAGGGGUUAGGAGAUAACCGAAGCCGCCAUCUAUCUGAUAACCUGGACUCUCCUCAAGACUCUCUCUAUGCCACUCAAGAUAGGAAUCCUUACCUUCUUAGUCCCACAGAUUCCUAUUCGAUGGACCCUCGGUUUCCAACACCCAAUUCUCUCCACAGUGACUGCCUCCUUCCACUCAACAACCAGAUUUCUAACAGCAGUACAUUUCCACGUAUUCAUUACAACUCUCACUUUGAGGUUCCCGAUGAGAACCCCUUUCCAAGUCAUGCCCAAGCCACCAAAAUUAAUAGACUCCCUGCCAACCUGCUAGACCAAUUUGAAAAACAACUGCCCAUCCACAGGGAUGGCUUUAGCACUCUCCAGUUCCAGAGAAGUUCAGAUCCCAAACACCGGAAUGAAAACCCCGGGAGGAUACGGCACUUGGUUCAUUCAGUCCAAAAACUUUUUGCUAAGUCACAAUCCUUGGAAGGUGCUUCUAAAGGCAGUGUGAAUGGCAAGAAAGGCACUGAGGACUCAAAACCAAAUCGGAGAAGCAAGAGUAAAGAUCGUGCAAAAACCACUGAGACUAAACGCAGGACGAGAUCCAAUAUAUCAGGCUGGUGGAGCUCAGAUGACAAUCUGGACAGUGACACCUGCAACUAUCGUAACCCUAUGGGCCUCAUGACUCUUGGCAGGCAGCCUGAUCACAGCCAGCCUAAAUACUUUAUGCAUGCUUACAACACAAUCAGUGAACAUAUGCUGAAAUCCUCCAAAAGCAAUAAUGACCUCAAGAUCACCACUUGCACCAACAUCCCCAUCAGCAGUGACUCAAACUACAUCAAAAGAGGGUCCUGGUCCACUCUCACACUCAGCCAUGCCCGAGAAAUGUGCCAAAAGGCUUCAGCUACCAUCGAUAGAGCGCUGUUGAAAUCUAAAUCCUGCCAUCAAGAUUUAGCGUAUCAGUACUUGCAGGUGGAGGGAGGAGGAGGAGAGUGGGAUCUCCUAAUUCUAACAACUAGGAAAGAGGACAAAGACAAUGAAAUCCCAUGCCGGCGCAUGAGAAGUGGGAGUUAUAUCAAAGCCAUGGGUGAUGAUGACAGUGAGGACUCAGAAACCAGCCCCAAGCCAUCUCCUAAAACUGCAGCACGGAGGCAAAGUUACCUCAAGGCCACUCAACAGUCACUGGGCGAGCAGAGCACUGCUCAAAGAAGCCUGGAUCGUCUUGACUCUGUUGAGAUCCUUUUGCCACCAAAAUUUCCAAGCUGGGAGGAAGAAUACAAUCAAAUCUCAGAAAACCUGAAUGAGUCCAGUUGCAUCGAUCAGAUAUUUGGACAAUCCUCAUUUAUUCCACAGAUAUUUACACAAGAAGAGCAGGCGACAGAAGAAGAGCUGAAUGAUCAAUAUGAAGGUAUGUGUGAAUCGACUUACAGUGAAGCAGAAUCAGCUGCUGUGGAAGUAUUGGACCUGCCUCUUCCCAGCUACUUCCGUUCCCGGAGCCACAGCUACCUCCGAGCUAUCCAGGCAGGUUGCUCCCAAGAAGAGGACACAGUCUCUGUUCAGUCCCUCUCGCCACCCCCAGCCAGCACCAUCAGUGGCAGCCAAACACUUCCCAACAACAACAGUUCGGCAUGCCUAGUGGGCUAUAAAAAGACGCCACCACCAGUCCCACCUCGGACCACCUCAAAGCCAUUCAUCUCUGUCACGGUGCAGAGCAGCACUGAAUCGGCACAAGACAACUACCUGGACAACCAGGACCACAAGAGUGAAGUCAACAGCCAGUCGGGACUGAGCAAUUCUUCAGAUAGCUUAGACAGUAAUAGGCCACCUAGCGUAACGAGAGGAAACAUCACCACUCCAGCCAAUGAGCCUCCUGAGUUACCUCAGAAAAAUGCAUCCUUGAAGAGUGACAAAGGAACGUUGACUAACGAAGAACCAAAGGUGGAGAACAUCCCCAAAAGGAAGCUGUCAUCUAUAGGAAUACAAGUUGACUGCCUUCAACCAGUGGCAAAAGAGGAGCUCCCUCCAUCAGCCACCAAAUUCCAGUCCAUCGGGGUACAGGUAGAGGACGAGUGGCGCAACAGCCACUCUCACAGCAUGUCCAACAAACAGGAUACAGAUUCUGACUCUCAAGACCUGAAUAAUUCUACCUGUAAAUCAUCUGAAAGAAACCUUGCUGAUUGUUCCCCCUGCAACAACUCCAACAACCUUGAUGCUAACACGAGGCAAGCAGCCAUGCCCUCUGAGAGCAAGAAAAACCUCUCCUAUGGAGAUAGCAAUGACCCAGCCCUGGAACCUUCCUCUCUCCCUCCUCCUGAUCCUUGGCUUGAAACAUCCACCAACACUCCAUCAGAACCAACACAGCCGGGAGCUUGCCGAAGGGAUGGUUACUGGUUUCAGAAGCUACUGCAGGCAGAGACAGAAAGGUUGGAAGGGUGGUGUCGACAGAUGGACCAAGAGACUAAAGAGAAUAAUCUCUCUGAAGAAGUCUUAGGCAAAGUCCUCAGUGCAGUGGGCAGUGCACAACUACUAAUGUCACAGAAAUUCCAGCAAUUCCGUGGCCUCUGUGACCAAAACUUGAACCCCAAUUCCAAUCCUAGGCCCACAGCACAGGACCUUGCAGGGUUUUGGGAUCUCUUACAGCUGUCCAUUGAAGACAUCAGCAUGAAAUUUGAUGAGCUGUACCACCUAAAAGCUAACGGUUGGCAGGUGACAGAGCCGUUGGAGAAGAAGGAAGAAAAGAAACCACCCCCUCCUGUUCCAAAGAAGCCAGCUAAACCGAAAUCUCAGCUAAACCGGGAUAAGGCAUCUGACUCGGUGGACAAGCAGCGCCAGGAAGCUCGCAAACGCCUCAUGGCAGCCAAGCGCGCUGCCUCCGUUCGACAAAACUCUGCCACUGAGAGCGCGGACAGCAUUGAAAUCUACGUUCCUGAGGCACAGACCCGUCUUUGAGCAAAGGG